AUGGCUUCGACUCUGGGGCUUCUUCAUGCCCUUUUCGUGGUUUUACUUGUCACUCCAACGAUCAACGGAGCUCCGGCGAUUGCAAAGGACCAACGCUUCAAGACUUUCAAGACCGAACGCGAGGAUGUCUUCAAACGACAGGUUCCAAGCGGAAUUAUUGAGACGUGCAAUCUCUGCCCGGCCAUACAACAGUUAGCACCAUACGUACCGCAAAAUAUUCAAGAUCAGGCCGACGAGAUGAACAACGUUUUAAGGAGUUUGAUUUCGACUCUUAAACCAUUGAAACCAAAUGGACUUCCAGCUGUUAAACCACUUGGUGGAUUGCCACUCACUCUUCCUGGUGGCCUCCCUUUGAAUCUAUCGGCACUUACCGCUGGCUCGCCAGUACCAUCCAACGCAUUGCCAGGCCUACCAGCACCGACUGAUGUAUUAGGCGGCCUGCUAGGUGGCCUCCCUGCUGCCCUUUCCGGCCUACCAGUACCAACAGGUGCAUUGGGUGACCUUUCUGGACCUCUAAGCGCUUUAGGCCUGCCAAGUGGCCUCCCGACAGAUGCGUUAGAUGGCCUGCCAGCACUACCGACAGAUAUAUUGGGGAGCCUGCCACUGCCAACAGAUGCUCUGAAUGGCCUCCCUAGCGCAUUAGGUGGCCUGCCAGAUGGUAUUCUCUCUGGGCUCCCCGCGCUCCCAUCUGAACUGCCGACCGACGCACUAGGUGGCCUUCUCUCUGGCCUCCCUACUGAACUCCCUACUGGACUGGGAGAUCUUCUUUCUGGCCUCCCUACUGAACUCCCUACUGGACUGGGGGAUCUUCUUCCUGGCCUCCCCACUGAACUCCCCACCGCACUUGAUGGUCUUCUUUCUGACCUCCCUGUUGCUCUCCCUACCGAACUCCCUACCGCACUAGGUGGUCUCCUCUCAGAAGCUGGCCUCCCCACUGAACUCCCCACUGGACUGGGUGAUCUUCUCUCUGGCCUCCCCACUGAACUCCCCACCGCACUUGGUGGUCUUCUUUCUGACCUCCCUGCUGCCCUUCCAACUGAACUCCCUACCGCACUUGGUGGCCUCCUAUCUGACCUGCCCGCUGGACUGCCAACGGAUGUAGUAGUAGGUGGUCUCCUCUCUGACCUCCCUGCUGCCCUCCCGACCGACCUACCAAUAGAUGCAUUAGGUGGUCUCCUCUCUGACCUGCCCACUGGACUGCCAACGGAUGCGUUAGGUGGUGUUCUUUCCGGCCUCCCUACUGGGUUGCCAACAGAUGCAUUAGGUGGCCUUCUUUCUGAGGCGGGCCUCCCCACCGCUCUACCAACAGACGCAUUAGGUGGUCUUCUUUCUGCCCUUCCUACUGGGUUGCCGACGGAUGCAUUAGGUGGUCUUCUUUCUGAUCUUCCCACCGGGCUGCCGACAGAUGCGAUAGGUGGUCUUCUUAGUGACCUACCGACUGAACUCCCUGGGCUGCCAACAGAUGCAGUGGGUGGGCUUCUUAGUGGCCUCUCCGCUGCUCUCCCGACUGAACUUCCUGUGCUUCCAACAGACGCAUUGGGUGGGCUUCUUAGUGGCCUCCCUACUGAACUCCCCACCGGCCUACCGACAGACGCAUUGGGUGGUCUCCUUAGUGGCCUCUCCGCUGCUCUCCCAACGGAACUGCCUGGGCUGCCAACAGACGUAGUAGGUGGGCUUCUUAGUGGCCUUCCCGCUGCUCUUCCAACUGAACUGCCUGGGCUGCCAACAGACGUAGUAGGUGGGCUUCUUAGUGGUCUUCCCGCUGCUCUUCCAACUGAACUCCCUGGGCUGCCAACAGACGCAGUAGGUGGGCUUCUUGGUGGCCUCCCCACAUUGCUGCCAAGCGGCGUACUAGGAGGCUUACUAUCCCCCGAAGCUUUGAACGGACUUCCUGAUGGCCUCCCUGCUGGUAUUCCCGCUGGAAUUCCUUCUGGUCUACCCGUUGAAUUGCCAACAGACGCUCUCGGUGGUCUGCUCGGUGGUCUUCCUGCUGCACUUACUGGUCUGCCCACUGGGCUGCCUGUACCAACAGACGCUCUCGGUGGUCUUCUUAGUGGUCUCUCUGAUGGUCUUCCCACUGCACUGCCAACGGACGCUCUCGGUGGUCUUCUUAGUGGUCUUCCCAGUGUUCUUCCCGGCCUGCCAACAGACUUAGCAGGACUGCCAGUACCAACACAAGCUGUCGGUGGUCUUCUUAGUGAUCUUGCGGCUGAUCUUCCUACUGCAUUGCCCACAAACCCGCUCGGUGGUCUUCUCAGUGGCCCUCCUGCUACACUCCCUAGUCUGCUGCCAGCUGGACUGCUAACAAGCGUAAUUGCAGGAUUGCCAGUACCAACAGGGGCUAUCAAUAGCCUUGUCAAUGGGGUUCUUAGUGGUCUCUCUGCGCUCCCCACUGGUCUUCCUGCCGCUCUCCCCGCUGUUGCUUCCGCGUUGCCAGAAGGCCUCCCUGCCGUUGUAUCUGCGUUGCCACUAGGAAUCUUAGGCGGUGUUCCUGGCGUUCUCCCUGCCGUUGCAUCCGCGUUGCCAGGGGGCCUCUUAGGUGGUCUCCCUCCCGUUGCUCCCGUAUUACCAGGCCUCCUAGGUGGUCUCUCACCUGCUACGCCUUCUGCCCCCCCAGCUGCUUUAGGUGGUCUCCUAGGUGGUCUUCCAGCUGUUAAGCCUCCCAAAAACGCCGCUCCCACAGUUAUACAAAGUGGUACGAUUGAGGACCGUGUUUACAACUGGGCCUUCCUCUCUAAUGGUGCUAUCCAGGUUAACAAGUCCUUCCUAUCACCUAAAUUAAACGCCCUUACAGGAUUCCUCGCCGACAGGACGUUUGUUGGCUUGAAUCUGCCCUCUGUGCUUCCCAGUCUUCUGAGUGGCAUCGACGAUGAUUCGGGGGAUUAG
Messenger RNA from Cucurbitaria berberidis CBS 394.84, 2886 nucleotides. RefSeq lists its product as uncharacterized. Lineage: Eukaryota; Fungi; Ascomycota; Dothideomycetes; Pleosporales; Cucurbitariaceae. Bases 1 to 2886 code for a protein of 961 amino acids. The transcript is spliced from 3 exons. The record is from RefSeq and is a predicted model, not a curated record.